Amborella trichopoda is the source of this 1904-nucleotide messenger RNA. Its product is annotated as mitochondrial import inner membrane translocase subunit TIM50. NCBI's taxonomy places the organism in Eukaryota, Viridiplantae, Streptophyta, Magnoliopsida, Amborellales, Amborellaceae. The record is from RefSeq and is a predicted model, not a curated record.
GGCCAUUUUAAAUUAGGAACCCUGGAAAAACUCCGAAGACCUUUCUCUGCUAAAAAAUGGUUGCUUCUCCGUCAAGGUUAUUGCAAUCCGGGCUUCUUUCCUAUUCUAGGGUUAGGAUUUUUACUUGGGGUUUCUCUGCUCCUCAUGACGUUUCAAAGGUGCCUUUAAUGGCGAUUUACUCUACUCUAAAAGAACGCAAUUUUCAUGACGAGCGGCUUAAUGCUUAUCAAACUGAACAAGUAAUGGAUCAGGCUUCAAAGGAGCAAGUAAUAGAGUCCUCCACCCCAAAUGGUACGAAGAAGGGUUGGAGCUUUCUAAAGUUCUGUGUUUUCAGUGCCCUAACUGGUGGUGUGGCUGCUGGUUCGUAUGCUACGUAUGCAUAUUCUCUGGAGGAAGUGGAGCAAAAGACAGCUGCGCUACGGAAUCCAACAAAUUACACUGUCGAUGGUGAUGGUUCGAUCUUCGAUAAAAUGCAGGCGUCCUUGUACAAUGCAGUUGUGACAGUGCCUGCCAAAUCUAUACAACUGUACUUGGAUCUCAGGAAGUCCAUUGAAGACCAUGUUAAGGGAUUUACUGAACCAUCAUCAGAGAAGUUACUUCCAGAUAUAUUACCUAUUGAUCAACAUAAGUUCACUUUGGUAUUGGACCUUAAUGAGACAUUAGUAUACUCUGAUUGGAAGCGUGAAAGGGGCUGGAGGACAUUUAAAAGACCUGGAGUAGAUGAUUUCUUAGAGCACCUUGCUCCGUACUAUGAGAUAGUUGUGUAUUCUGAUCAGCAAAGUGUGUAUGUUGACCCUAUCAUUUCGAGGCUUGAUCAAAAGGGUCUUAUAAGAUACAGGCUUUCAAGAGCAGAGACCAAAUAUGUCGAUGGAAAGCAUUACAGAGACUUUUGUAAGUUGAAUAGAGAUCCUUCACGAGUGCUAUAUGUUAGUGGGCAUGCAUUGGAGAACAGUCUGCAACCUGAAAAUUGCGUGCCUAUCAAGCCAUGGAAGCUUGAAUCAGAUGAUACACAACUUUUGGAUCUUAUACCUUUUCUUGAAUAUGUUGGGAGCCAUAAACCAGCUGAUAUAAGGACUGUUCUUCAAACAUAUCAAGGUUGUGAUGUUGCGAAAGAAUUUCUCGAGCGUCGCAGAAAGCAUCAAAGGAGGUGGUCUGAGCAGAAGGUGCAGGGUGGCUUUUGGAAAUGGGGAAGUUAAACUAAUGGGAUGUUUCUACGUUUGAAAAUCAUGUAUGAAGCAAAAUGGACUUUGCAGAUUUAUGAGCAGUUUGUUUGUGUGACAAACAAAGCUUCUACUCUUCCACCGAGGAGCCGUUCGCAACGAGAAGCAAGGGAUGUCGUGAACGGUGGGAGGUCAGAGAAUUUACCUAUUGAUAGAAUUCUCCUAUGGUCAAUAUCAAAUCUUUCCUUCUUUCGAAAGAAAAACAUAUACCUAUGCUAUAUCUUCUGGAGAUACAUCGAUCUAAAUCUCUUGAUUCAUUGGUAAAUGUGGUCCAGUCUAUCCUUUGUCAUUCAAUAGGGUCUACCGUAACUCUCGGGCAAUUUCAUUCCACUCAUCGGAGUGUUAUUGUUUCAUAAGGUACUAAGGGAUCACAUGUAGGUCGGGAUUUCUAUUCAUGUUCCAUGAAGGCUUGUAUUUCGAUGCUUAGCCUUGAAGGUGUAGAUGUUGUUUUUUUCUUUUUUCAUUAUUAUUUUCCUUUGACUGCUUUUUCGAGCAUGAAUGUUUGUUGGUGCCUUUUGUCCUUUUUUCCGUUCCUUUUUUUGGGGGAAGUUGGUUGGGAGGAGUUGGGGAAAUGGUGUUGAUGGAACCUAUUGAUCUUAUGUUUGAAUUCGUUGUGUAACUGAUAUUUGAAAUUUUGGUACGUUUGUUCCAAUAUGGAAAAAAAUUGAGAAGCAUGGAACUGAA